UCUGGUUCAGUAGCUGUUGAGAAUACAAUAAGUUGAUAUAUCUUCCCUGCUAUGACGAGUUAUAAAAAGGCAGUUUAAUCUCAAAACGUACUUUGCCAGUCAGUCCUCGUUUCAUACCGCACCGUGUCUCCUUACUGGCAACACGAGUGUUCCUUUGGCACAGCCUUGAGGGUUUAUCGAAGUGUCGGUGGACUAGUGGCGACUGUGCUUCUGUGAACAUCCGAGGACGGGAGUGAUUGAUGGAACAAAAUUAGAUAAAUUAAUAAUCGCAGGAUGGCUGAGUGCAUAAAAGCCGACGUCGUGGUAGUGGGCGCGGGCGUGCACGGGAGCAGCGCCGCCCUUCACCUGGCACGGGCGGGGAGGAAAACGGUUCUACUUGAACAGUUCACGGUCCCCCACUCCCGCGGAAGCAGUCAUGGCCAAACGCGCAUCAUCAGGAAGACCAACUUCGGGACGCCCGCUUUGGCCCCGCUACUUGAGGAUUCGUACCGGCAGUGGGAGACGAUACAGGCUGAGGUUGACGAGGUAUUGCUUAGGCCAUCCCCGCUGCUGGUCUUGGGAACGAAAGAGAAAGAGGCUCUUAUGGAGAAGAUGGCCAACUCAGUGCGAGAAGCUGGCCACGCCCCCCAGUGGCUCGCUCCCGCACACGUCAACAACAUGUUUGGGUUGGGAUGCGGAGAUGACACCAUGGCCUUCUUAGACCCCAGCGGAGGCGUGCUGAUGGCUGAUAAAUGUGUUGGGGCCUUACAGCGCCUGUUCCGAGCUGCUAACGGGACGCUGCUGGACGGAUGGCCUGUCGACGAGAUUAAAGUGGAACAGGACGGGUCAGUCGAGGUCAAAGGUCAGAGGGGAAGGGUGCGCGCGACCUCGCUUGUCCUGUGCCCUGGUCCUUGGGCUGCCCCCCUCCUGGCCAAGGUUGGGGUGCAGAUACCCGUCAGAGUGGAAAGGAUCUCAGUGUUAUACUGGCGAGUAAAGGAUCCCCACAGGACUUCGUCGACAUCCUUCGUUGAUGUCUCGGACGACAGGGGACAUUUCUAUGGACUUCCUGACAUCGAGUACCCAGGCCUCGUACAGCUGUGCUUCCACGGAGGGCCAGAAGUGCAUCCUGAUCAGCGAGAUAAAGGUGACUUCGCGGAGAUAAGGGAGAGAGUGAUGCUGUAUGUCAAGGAGAAAUUCCCUUGCCUCGACCCUCAGCCUGCGAUUGAGGAAUCUUGCAUGUACACGACCACGCCGGACGAGGAAUGCGUCAUAGACCGUCACUCGAAAUACAAGAACAUCGUUUUCUCUGCCGGAUUUUCGGGAACCGGCUUUAAGAUCGGGCCAGCCGUGGGAAGGAUCCUGUGUCAGUUGACCCUAGGUCAUCCGCCUCCGUGUGACCUCAGCGCAUUCAGCUUGUCCAGAUUUUCCAAGAGCAAGAUUUGAUAGGCCAAUGUUGGGGGGGGGGGAGGGAGGCUUUCUGUGUGAUCGUUAUUGGAUGAAGUUUUAUUCUU
This is a messenger RNA of Penaeus monodon (black tiger shrimp), 1490 nucleotides long. Its product is annotated as peroxisomal sarcosine oxidase-like. Gene Ontology annotation, cellular component: peroxisome. Gene Ontology annotation, molecular function: L-pipecolate oxidase activity; sarcosine oxidase activity; flavin adenine dinucleotide binding. Bases 274 to 1422 code for a protein of 382 amino acids. The record is from RefSeq and is a predicted model, not a curated record. Lineage: Eukaryota; Metazoa; Arthropoda; Malacostraca; Decapoda; Penaeidae. The transcript has 10 exons.